This is a messenger RNA of Ictalurus punctatus (channel catfish), 2809 nucleotides long. It is a transcript of the gene scaf4b, whose product is annotated as SR-related CTD-associated factor 4b. Gene Ontology annotation, cellular component: nucleus. The transcript has 18 exons. The record is from RefSeq and is a predicted model, not a curated record. Bases 157 to 2208 code for a protein of 683 amino acids. Gene Ontology annotation, biological process: negative regulation of termination of RNA polymerase II transcription, poly(A)-coupled. NCBI's taxonomy places the organism in Eukaryota, Metazoa, Chordata, Actinopteri, Siluriformes, Ictaluridae. Gene Ontology annotation, molecular function: RNA polymerase II C-terminal domain phosphoserine binding; RNA binding.
UUUGGGCUCGACCCUGUGUGUAUACGUAUGUGUAUGGUUUAUGCUUCGUUAGAGGUUGUUCUAAAUUACAUUAUUGUUCUCUUUAGCGUUGAGUUCGUGCACGGAUUAUGAAAGCAGUUUAAUAAUUAAACGCUUUAUGUUCUGAAGGAUAACAGUAUGGAUGCGGUGAAAGCUUUCAACUCUGAGAUGGCGUCCAUGCUGGAUAUGAACCCGCCGAUCUCUCGAGCCAAAAUGAUGUCCAUUACCAAAGCUGGGAUGAAGGCAAUUAAGCUUUAUAAACAUGUCGUCCAAAUCAUUGAGAAGUUCAUCAAGAAGUGUAAUCCCAUGCUGAAGGUUCCAGGCCUGUACGUGGUGGAUUCGAUAAUCCGACAGUCGCGUCAUCAGUUUGGAGAAGAUAAAGACGUGUUUGGGCCGAGGUUCCUGAAGAACAUCAGCGCCACCUUUCAGAGCCUGUAUGAGUGUCCUCCUGAUGAUAAGGACAAGAUCCUGCGUGUGUUGAGUCUGUGGCAGAAGAACUCUGUGUUCAGUAUGGACGUCAUUCAGCCGCUGGUGGACAUGGCCUCGGCGCCGGUGGUGUCUGUUAUGGAGAACGGUUGUAUGCUCAGAGCUGAAGCAGGUUCUCCAGCUGAAGCAGUAUGCGUUCAGCCAACACCAGAACCGUCCACACUUCCUGGACCUCAGAACCCAGUAGAUCAGCAGAACAACGUGACGCUCGCUGCUGUGGCUCAGUUCCUCCAGUCUGCUCAGGGGCUCGACCUCCAGCAGAUUCUGCAGACUCUCCAGCAGGGAGGUGCUACACAGGCUAGCACUGCUAACUCCACCCCUGUCCAACACAAUAGUUCAAUCGCCAAGGUACUGCAGGACCGAUUCGACUAUGAUGAGGAACCAGAUGUCGAGGAACCACAGCUGGCGGGAAUGUCUCCCGCUUCCUCCAUAAAAUUUCGAGAUCUGCAGCAAACUCUUCAGGGCCGCCUACUCGGCCAACUUUCCAACCAGGCUGAACAAACCGCAUCCAACCCCGAUGACCCCACCACUUGCGCCAUUACAGAACCUAACACGGCUGAAUCGGGACACUCCUGCAGAGAUGACCGAGACAGAAGGUACAGCCGGAGGUCACGGUCAAGGUCACCCAGGAGGCGCUCGUUGUCUCGUUCUCUCUCUCAGUCUCACUCGCGACACUCACGGUAUAGGCGCUCUCGUUCUCGUGAGCGUCGGAGGAGUCCACCGAGAUCACGUGCAGAGGACAGGAGGGAGAUGGAGAGGAGGCACAAAGGACUCCCACCUAUGAGGAGAGAAAUGGUCAGCGUGUGCAGCACGACUCUGUGGCUCGGUCAGCUGGACAAGAAAACGCAGCAGCAGGACGUCACCAGUCUGAUGGAGGAGUUCGGCCAGAUCGAGUCAAUCAACAUGAUCCCUCCCAGAGGCUGUGCCUACAUCGUCAUGGUUCACAGACAGGACGCCUACACGGCUCUGAAUAAACUCAGCCGAGGAAACUCCAAGAUCAACCACAAAUCCUUCAAGAUCGCGUGGGCGAUGAACAAAGGUGUUGGAGGUCGCUUUAAGAAGUACUGGAACAUGGAGCUGGGCGUGACCUAUGUCCCCUGGCAGAAGCUGAAGGAUACGGAGGUAGUGGCUUUGCAGGAGGGAGCGGUGCUCGACCAGGAAACACUCAAACCAGAGUGGGCCUCGUUGCUUGCCGAGCUUAAACCCGUUAAACCAAUUGGAGACUGCGGAGAGGGACCCAAAGGAGAAAGCGAGGGCGGAGCUUCAAUCGAGUCACAGGUGCCUGCUGUGAGCACAGAGCCCGGCGUCAAGCGCAUAAACGCCCUGCUAGCUGACCCUGUGGAGCCUCCAUCAGAAAACUCUAUCAGCAGCCCCCCGAGACAGACUGGACCGUUACCUCUAAAUCGUCCUCCUCCUACAUUUAUGCCUCCAUUUCCCAACAUCCUGCAUUCUCCACCCAACGUGCCCAGGGCUCCUAUGUUCCGGAUCAGGUUGCCCAUGCCGGUUCCAAAAGAUCCUGCUGAAGAUUUCCUACAUCCAGGCAUCAUGGAAGCCGAACACUGGAACGGCAGGCCUUUCAGAAACGUCUGGCACGACAACGGACCACCCAGAGGGCCACCCACCUGGUUUGGCCCAGAGCCUCCAUUCAGGCACAGCGGGUGGAGCAGAGGAGGUCCCUGGGGUCACGGACAAUUCAGAAACUGAUGCUCCAAAAACAACCCUUCAAAUAUCUAAGACUAAUAAAAACUCAUGUCAAACUAACCCCCCCCCCAAAAAAGGAAGGAGUUCAGAAAAACUUCCUGUUUAGGAACCUCAUAAUUACAAAAUAAUAAAUAUCUACCAAAAUUACCAAAACAUUACAGGAUCAUACAAAAAUCCACCAAAUGAUUAAAAUGUAUUUAUUUUUUAAAAAGAUUUCUAUAUGUUAAAAAUAAAUUCCCAGUAUUCUACAAAAUUCUCAUUAUUCUCUAAACGUCACAAUUACAACAGAAUGUCUACUGACAAUCUGCAAAGAAAUCCACAAAAUUACUUGGAUUUAUGUAUUGAAAAGGCCGAGAAAUUAUAUUCAACAAAGAAAAUUCCCACAGGUCUGUAAAAAUUUUCCAAAUUUCGCUAAACAAAUGAAAAAAAAUGGGACCGUUUCCAAAACGUUACUGAACUUUACAAAAAAAAUCCACAAAAACAUUUUUUUUAACUUACCUGAAUUUCAAAAACCCCAGAAUUUCUUUACAAAGUCUUUGCACACUUGAACUAAAUUUCAAAGAUAACCUCCACUAUGAAAGUUCACAUAUUUUUUAUAUAUAUA